This is a messenger RNA of Bombus huntii, 1628 nucleotides long. RefSeq names its product charged multivesicular body protein 2a (gene Vps2). The record is from RefSeq and is a predicted model, not a curated record. Gene Ontology annotation, biological process: late endosome to vacuole transport; endosome transport via multivesicular body sorting pathway; protein transport. NCBI's taxonomy places the organism in Eukaryota, Metazoa, Arthropoda, Insecta, Hymenoptera, Apidae. The transcript is spliced from 5 exons. Bases 378 to 1061 code for a protein of 227 amino acids. Gene Ontology annotation, cellular component: ESCRT III complex; multivesicular body.
AAUUCUAUGGUAUCGUUACGAAGCGAAGUGAUGCGUAAAUUCCAUAUAACCAUAUUCAUACGAUAUUCGUGCGAUAUAUCAUGAUAACGUUAUAUUAUCUCUUAUACUUUAAGAAAAACUAAAAUGUCAGAGUCAAAAUGAUCUGUAAUACACAGUUAUAUGCAGUAGUAUUUGUAACAAUAUUUGACCUGUGACUUAUUAUUUUGUGACUCAUUCAGUCUGUCAAAUCAAACUCCUGAUCUUGAUAUAAACUUCCUAACCUAUAAAACGUCAUUUUCAAACGAUCAAGCAUUCUAUUAUAAUUUUCUUUAUUCAUAUCUUCCGAGAUAGUCUCUAAUAUAAUUGGGUGAAGUUGCAAUAAUAUUUCUACUGUAAUCAUGGAGUGGUUAUUUGGGAAACGUAUUACUCCUGAGGAGAUGCUCAGGAAAAAUCAGAGAGCUUUAAACAAAGCUAUGCGAGAUCUUGACAGAGAGAGAAUGAGGAUGGAACAACAAGAAAAAAAGAUCAUUGUGGAUAUAAAGAAACUUGCUAAAGAUGGGCAAAUGGAUGCAGUGAAGAUUAUGGCUAAAGAUCUUGUAAGAACUAGACGUUAUGUGAAAAAAUUUAUGUUGAUGAAAGCAAAUAUCCAAGCAGUUUCUUUAAAGAUUCAAACAUUGCGUUCACAAAACACAAUGGCACAAGCAAUGAAGGGAGUCACAAGAGCCAUGCAAAAUAUGAACAAACAAUUAAAUCUUCCUCAAAUACAAAAAAUAUUACAAGAGUUUGAAAAGCAGUCAGAAAUAAUGGAUAUGAAAGAGGAAAUUAUGAAUGAUGCUAUUGAUGACGCGAUGGAAGAUGAGGGUGAUGAAGAGGAAAGUGAUGCCAUUGUGUCGCAAGUUUUGGACGAAUUGGGUCUCCAAUUGACAGAUCAAUUGUCAGGUUUACCUCAAGCAUCCGGUUCAUUAAAUGUAUCAAAUUCCAAGCAACCAGUUGCGACUGCGACAGGGAAUGACGAAGGUGGAAAUUUGACAGAUGCGGAUGCAGAUCUGCAAGCUAGGCUUGAAAAUUUAAGACGUGAAUAAGAACACACUUCUAUAUAGAUGACAAAUGUAUAAAAGAUGUAAAGGAAAGAAUUGGUUUUAUAAGCAUUAAUUUUAGGAUUGCUUUACGAUUUUAGUUAGAGAUAUGAAUGUUUCAUCAUAGCACUUGUUUUUCAAUCCGUUCACUUAAAUAAUCGAUUUAUAAAAAAUAAGAAGAAUGUUAUAUUUCUAUCGCUUAAAACAAUUAUGAAUUCAUGAAAUAUGAAUGAUGAAGAAACAGAGGCAUAUAACUUCGUUAUGUAUUAAUCUGUAUUGUUACUUUUUUUAUAAAAAAAGAAAGAAAAAUGAAAGGACUUUAAGAUGGUAUCUUGAAGUUUCUGUGCAUAUUUUAUUUGCACAGGAUAAUUUUGUAAAGUGGAUAACUUAUACUUAAAAUGCUUAUCAAAUAUAUUAUGAUAAGAUACUUACUUAUUAUAUUUUGAUAAAUGCAUGUACAUAGAUUUACUUGGGAAAUUUGUAAUUUACGUACAUGUACAUAUACGCUUUCAUUUUUUUAGGAAAUAUUGUACACUUACCGUAAAAGUAAAUAAAGGAAAUAUGUUAGCAGUU